Molecule: messenger RNA, 1293 nt
Organism: Sclerotinia borealis F-4128
Lineage: Eukaryota; Fungi; Ascomycota; Leotiomycetes; Helotiales; Sclerotiniaceae
Source: the annotation of a GenBank genome assembly
AUGAUUGGACCUAUGAGGCAGAUUCGGAUCAACAAGCACUCGUUGUUGACGGCUGCUUGUCUUUUCGGCGCAACUUUUGCUCAAGCAAGCAAUAUUUUCGAGCGAGCAACAUGUCCAGAGUCGAGUUAUGUACAAUGUACGAACACGGGGCUACCUUCAGACUUUUGUUGUCCUUCUACCUCGACUUGUAUAUCUUUGGCACAAAAUACCACCUUAUUAUGCUGUCCUAGUGGGAGCGAUUGCAGCACUAUUCAACCUAUUACUUGCGAUGUAACUCAGCAGAAUAUCACUGCACAUCCUGAAAAUACACUCAAAACUACAGCUUUGAAAGAAACUUUGGAAAAAUGUGGCAGCAAUUGCUGUCCAUUUGGAUACACUUGCGUGAAUGGCAACUGCAACAUGAAUGCCGAUCAAGCGGAGUCCGUCCCGGGUCAACAACAGAGUUCUGCGGUGAGCAGUGUAACAUCAUCUAUAGCCACGAGCUCAAGCACAAAAGCAACCUCUACAGCAAAUACCCCAUCAUCCACUAUUACCCCUUUGUCUACCUCAGCGACAUCUUCAACCAGCACACCUAUCACUAUCAUCCCAAAGACAUCCGAAAAAUUUCCCAUCGAUGCAAUCCUCGUGGGUUUCUUUCCCGGCCUCGCUCUAGGGGUCCUCCUCGCCCUCCUCGGCGUAUGCUGCAUCGGCCGCCGCAAAGCAUCCCACCGCAAAAGCGGCUCUUCAUUCGGAAACAUAUCCGACCCCGUCCCCACCAGCGAUGUCCGCACCGAUUUCCUGCGUAAAAUGCCUCAGACCCCCUCAACAUUCGCAAGCGGAACCCCUCGAAGACAAAAAACCAUCACACGUGUUCGAUCACUAUUCCGCAAAUCCACCGCCACCGGAAUGACUAACAGUCCACGCAUGCCAUAUCAAAAUAGUCCGCCCCCGGCACCACCCAUCCCACUAAACAUCCAGAGACAAAAACCAACAGUCGUAUCCGGAGACCGACCCGUUACCCCGCCAUUGCAGCGCGAACCGAGUUAUGAGGAUAUAAAUAUCUUCACCGAUGCCGAUACCGCGAGUUCUUUUCGAGAACAACAACAACUGCAACACCAACAGCAUAAACAGAAUAUAAAUCAACUAGGGGUUCCACCCGCAUUUUUGGGACAGGAAAGAGGGAAUCGUCAGACGACUUUUACGGAUAUGAUGGAGAGGAGUGGGUUGGCGGGGUUGCAGAAGGGUCAACGUACGUAUCAGCUUCUUCACGAUAAUUUGUCAAAACAAGAGGAGUGGAAAGAUAGGGAUGAGUAG